UAAACGAAUAAAAGGCACUUUUCGACACGGGCUGAACGUAGCGGCAUUGACGAAAAGUACUUUUUUAGUCCGGUGGAGGAAAAGUGACAUUUCUCUUCCACGAAAUAUUAUUUGGGCCUCUCCCUUCGCUUCGCGGACGAAAAAAGUCACUUUUCCCCCGCCCGGCCGGAAAGUCACCUUUUCGUGACGAAAAAACUGGUUUUUAUUAUACGAUAUUAUAGUGGUUAUUAUAUAAAAUACGAGUGAUGCUGGGCAGAUGACAGUUAUUGGUCUUUUUAUGGAAAAGUUUCAGUGCUUUAGAACGAGCGGUUCAUGCGGUUGGAAAUUCUACUGUUGACGCGUUAAAAAGAACAGAAAACUCGCGUCUACUUUGUUUUGACUCCGCACUUUUAAAGAUCGAUAAACUACAAUUAUUGUACUGAAAAAAUAUUAGGUGGCGCAUUUCAACGUACGUGUCAAUCCGGAAAUGUCGCUUCCUAUGGCAAAUAUGAGUAAUGGGGGAACAACUACUGUACAAAUUAACACACGACCUGAUGACAUAAGGAAGCGGAUUAUAGGGGCUGAAGAUUCGACUCCUGCUGAUGAAUCAGGAUGUGGCAGUGUGCUGGUGAUAUUGUCCUGGGUGCUCGUAGUGAUGACAAUGCCCUUUUCGUUAUUUGUCUGUUUCAAGGUGGUCCAAGAAUACGAGAGAGCGGUGAUUUUCCGACUAGGAAGACUGUUAUCAGGCGGUGCCAAAGGCCCAGGAAUUUUCUUUAUCCUGCCUUGCAUUGACUGCUACGCACGCGUCGAUUUGCGUACACGAACUUAUGACGUACCACCCCAAGAGGUUUUAACCAAAGAUAGUGUCACAGUAUCAGUCGAUGCAGUUGUGUAUUACCGGGUUAAUAAUGCAACAAUAUCGAUUGCAAACGUGGAAAAUGCCCAUCACAGUACCCGGUUACUCGCCCAAACAACUUUACGAAAUACAAUGGGAACAAGGCCACUGCACGAAAUAUUGAGCGAGCGUGAAACAAUAUCUGGGAAUAUGCAGGCAGCGCUGGAUGAGGCCACUGAUACCUGGGGGAUAAAAGUAGAGCGAGUGGAAAUAAAGGAUGUACGCCUGCCGGUACAACUGCAACGGGCCAUGGCAGCUGAGGCUGAAGCUGCUCGCGAAGCUCGAGCUAAGGUGAUAGCAGCAGAAGGAGAACAGAAAGCCAGUAGAGCUCUCCGAGAAGCUUCUGAAGUCAUCGGCGACUCACCGGCUGCUCUUCAACUUCGUUAUCUCCAGACACUCAAUACAAUUUCAGCUGAAAAGAACUCCACUAUCGUCUUUCCAUUACCAAUCGAUAUGCUCACCUACUUCAUGACAGCGAACAAAGAUAAAUAAGUAUAACACUUGCGAUUGUAUGCAUUGCCUGUUCACUGUUUGGUAAUUGUUUUUAUAAAAAACCAAAAUCUACACGUGAAUCUCAUAAGUUCGUUUUUAUAUGUGUCAUUUUUCACUUUUACAUGAUAUGAUGAAAGCGAUAAACAAGACAAGUUAUUAAUUUGUAUGUGAACAUUGGCAAUUUUUAAGUUGUAUUUUUAGAUAUUGCAAAUCACAGUAUAUUCACGAUUUAUCAUGUAUUGUAUUGAAUGUUACUGUUUAAUGAUAAAGAUUUGAAGCAUUUUAUGAGGCACAAUUUUAAUCUGUCAAUAAAAUAGUGUAAAAUAAU
Messenger RNA from Diachasmimorpha longicaudata, 1694 nucleotides. RefSeq lists its product as uncharacterized. Gene Ontology annotation, cellular component: plasma membrane. Bases 467 to 1366 code for a protein of 299 amino acids. NCBI's taxonomy places the organism in Eukaryota, Metazoa, Arthropoda, Insecta, Hymenoptera, Braconidae. The transcript has 10 exons. The record is from RefSeq and is a predicted model, not a curated record.